CACCCCAAAUCCACCUGCAAGACCUUGGAUUCCCCUAGCGAGGCCUAAUACGUCUUCGCCAGCAUGUGUCUUUACUGUGAUGUGUUACAACGUUCUUUGUGAUAAAUAUGCCACGCGGCAAAUGUACAGUUACUGCCCGAGCUGGGCGCUGAAUUGGGACUAUAGGAAAAAGGGCAUCCUCGAAGAGAUCAAACAUUAUGGCGCUGAUAUUAUCAAUCUGCAAGAGGUUGAAAUGGAACAAUUCUACAAUUACUUUUUGCCAGAACUGAAGAUGGAUGGUUACCACGGCAUAUAUUCGCCAAAAUCUAGAGCCAAACACAUGGUGGAGAGCGAGAGGAAAUACGUCGAUGGCUGUGCUAUUUUUUACAGAAUGUCUAAAUUUACGCUAGUUAAAGAACAUUUAGUGGAAUUUAAUCAACUGGCGAUGGCUAGUGCGGACGGAUUGGAACACAUGUUGAACAGGGUUAUGCCAAAAGACAAUAUAGGGUUGGCUGCUUUACUGCAAACAACAGAGGGGGCAUGGGAUAACAGUCCAAAUGACGCUCCUUUUUUAAAUCAACCCAUUUUGGUAUGCACUGCCCACAUACAUUGGGAUCCAGAAUUCUGCGACGUCAAGCUGAUCCAAACAAUGAUGUUAUCCAACGAACUCAAGAGCAUUCUGGAAAGGUCCGCCCAAACUCUUAGGAUGCACAAUAUCAAUACAGAUCCCAGCAAUAUCCAGUUGGUGCUGUGUGGCGAUUUCAAUUCUUUGCCGAACUCUGGAGUUAUUGAAUUUUUGGCGAAAGGAAGGGUUUCCCAGGACCACAGGGAUUUCAAGGCUCUAGCUUAUAAAGCCUGUUUGGAGAAAGUACUCAGCUGUGAUAAACCGAACGAAUUCACACAUUCCUUCAAGCUGGCAUCCGCUUAUAAUGACGAAAUUAUGCCUUACACCAAUUAUACAUUUGAGUUCAAAGGCAUAAUUGACUAUAUUUUUUAUGCCAAGCAGACGAUGACCCCAUUGGGUUUGUUGGGGCCACUGUCGCAAGAAUGGCUGCAGCAGAAUAAAGUAAUAGGUUGUCCUCACCCUCACGUCUAUUCUGAUCAUUUUCCGCUCCUAGUUGAAUUGGAAAUGACACCUACGAUAACACCCGCAAUGAAAGUAAUUCACAGGAAUCAAUACAUGUAUCAAACAGCAACCUAUUAUCACGGAUAUUAUUAUCCUCCUGUUUAUCCAGUUCCACAGAACUAUUUUCCUCAAAAAAGGUUCUUUAGAAAAAGGAAUAAAGUGUACAAUAAAAACUGAUUCUAAUGUGCAAUGCCAAAUGUAGCAACUGGCAGUUUCUGGAAACUAGCCAUUGUCGCCUUUGCAUUUGCUGUACCUGUUGCUCAGAAGACCAACGGUCAAACCACAGAGGCACAUCUAUUCACCCUUAUCUCGGAAAACUGUACCUGAAGGCAUCGUCCCACAUAAAAAACAAAACUCAAAAAGAUCCUUCGAAAUCAAAUCAGCGCCAACAUUCAAUUGAAGAACUUAGGUAUUUCUUUCUUGUGAAACAGAUUGGUAUAAUUUCAUCAUUGAAAUAUUUUUUCAAUAAUUUUCACCUUCAGAUUUAGUUUGGAAACUCUUGAAAAAUGGAUACAUGUUACAGUCUCUAUCUUUUCUGAUUUUCUUGAUUGAAAUUUAAAUAAAGGCAUCUUUUUUUUAAUAAUCAUUAUACCUCAGUAGCACUUGAACAACAGAUUUCACUUUAGCAAUGUAUUUUGUUGAAAUCAAAAUAUAUGGACGCACACUUCAGAUUUUUGGCUGUGCACAGAGGAUCUUGAUCAUUUUCACGUUGAGAUUUACUGUGAUUUGUAUUAUUUUAGUGAAAAUCCUCUGUAUAUGAGAAGCUGCUUUGGUUUUAUUUGUGUAAUAUGAUGACAAAAGUCAUGAAAUAUUUUGGUCUCCUUCCUGAAACAGUUAUUUGAAUACAAUGAACUCAUGGGGGAGAUGCCAAUUUUUUUCUUGUACAACUUUUCCGACUAUUUAUGAAGAUCAUCUUUGUAUUUUUUGUCUGACUAGUUUAAUUUAUGUUUUUAGUACACUGUAAUUAUGAAGUACCUUCUUUUAGUUUUAUCUCGAACCCCUUUUUUGUUUGAUGACGAAUUUUAAUGACAUCAUUUGUAGCCACAGCCAGUAACAGUUCUCCUGUUAUUUGUAAUUUUUUACUGUUGUAUAUUUUAGCGACUUUUCUCUUGGAAGUGAUAAUUGUUGUGAUUAAAAGAGAAUAUUUGCUUGCUGUGAGUGCUGCAAAUGUUUAAUUUUAUAUUUACCUGUUAGUUAUUAUUAAUUGUGUAACAUAUUUUUCAUUGUAAUUUUUAUGUAAUUUUCAGUAUCAACUUUGUUCUGAACACCAUUUAUCUAUUCUGAAGGUUUACUGUUAUUUUGUUCUUCAUCGUUCAGAAAAUUUGAAAUAAACAUGAUUUUUUUUAGAUAUACAAUAUUUUUAUGUAAGAAGAGUGUCUCCCGGUUAUACUUUUUCCGCUUUAACGAUCUUGAUCCAGUAGAACCCUUAUUAUCGAAUAUUUCUUUUCAAUCAAACAACUUCUGAAUGCAAUUAAUCUUUUUUAUUGUGAAUUUAAUGUGAUUUUGUUCAAUAUCUCUCAGAUGUGAUAAGUACAAAGUUCAUCCCGUUCACCAUUUAUUGUAGAAUAAAACACAAGUUCUUGGAAAAAAAGUCUAAAGAUAUUUAUUCGUUUUCAAAACUUCUCAUGACACAGUAAUGACAUGCUUCAAGAGAGACAAAAACUUUAACAGAGCAAAACAAAAUGUGGAAAUGUUUGAAAAACUUUCUUUUUAUUGAUUUCUCAAAAAAUGUAUUCUUCGUAAAAGUCACAUUGAUUUGUCAAAUAUCAUGUUUCUUUAAUCAUAUAUGAUAUACAUGAAAAAUGUAAAUUUUAUCCUCUUUUUGAAAUAUAAAGAGUUUCAUUUGUGGAGUGGUUUUUUAAAUACAAUCUAAAUUCAAAUUUUCCUAUUGGUUAAAUCUGUGCAAUAUAUUAGGAUCAGCGAUAUAGUGCUGUGCUCCACUUUAUUCAAAUUAGUGAAACUCUUAUUCUUUAUAUUACUUUAUAAAUUCAAAAACCUAAUCGAGUUUAUGUUACAGUUGUUGAUUUGUUUGCUCAAAGUAAACAUGACUUAAUUAAAACUGUCAAAAAAGUACCAAUAUAUGUAAGUUAUCUGAAAUAGCACUAUUCUUUGGCAACACUUCUAAUUUCAUUACAUUUUCAAAUUUUGAAAAGAAAUAAAUGCUUGAUAGUAGAGAUUUCAAUGAAACAGAACUUUAGGUACCCCUGCUAAUAAGUAAUAAUAUCAGCAGACUCUUGGUUAGUUCAUUUUUCACCAUGAAUCAAUUUUUUGCAAAGUAAAAAAUUGCAAUCAUGGCAUCUUUGAUUUUAUCUACUAAUAAUUUUAUCCUACAUAACUUAUUAUAAAGUCCUGUUUAAAUGUUUUGUUUACUUUCGAAUACAUUGUUGAAUUAAUACGAAAUUAUAAAGAAAGUUUGAGAGAAGUGAACUAGGAACAGUAUAUAACAAUGAUAACUGUAGUAAAUUGGAAUAAAAAAUUGGAAAAAUAAAAAUACUUUUUCUCAAUACAGAUAAGUCCAUUGUGCAAAUUAUGUAACUACACACAUUUUUUGAUGAAAAUGGUAUUUUGAAACGUAAGGGCUAUUUCUCUCAAGAACUAUAAUUUUUUGAGAAAUCAAUAAUGAGUUUUUGCAACAUAAAUAUUGCUUUUCACAUAAGUAGAACGUUCUUUGCUUUCAAUAAUGGGUAAAUAUAAUAUUUACUACUAUAUAUAUAUUACUAUAUAUAUAUACUACGAUGUCCAUUCUUUUUUUUUAUUUAUUGACAUGGACCUUCUUCUUUUCAAUCUGUAAGGUUUCUAUUAGUUUAUUAAAUUUUUAAUAAAUCUGUAAAAGACACAUUCUUAGAGCUGUAUCUUUACUUACACACACAAUAUUCCAAAGUGACUAGGAAUACCUCAGUUGAUUUUGUUGUUUCUUUCUAGAACCCCAACCUUCUUUUUGUGAUGUUUUCACCAACACACAUACUGUUCCCCACUCCUCUGUAUUUAAUAUUUUUGGAGAUGUACUUAUGUUGUGGGAAAAAUUAAAGUGUGUUUUACUCAUCUAACAUUGAAAAUAGUUUUUCAAGUGAUAAACAGGCAAGGAAUCCCAUAAUACAACAACCCGUUGUUUAUCAAAGAAAUCACUUUCAUCGGGCAUGUAAAGAUAAUAUACUUUAAUUCAAAACAGUACAUGGCACGGUUUCUAACUGGAUUUUUUCAUGCUUUUUAUUGUGACUUAUACAUUUUGAAAGUUUUUUCCUCAAUUGGUUAAUGGUGUUUUUUCUUUAAGUGAAAACGAACAGAUAUUUUUAUUAGGGACUAAUAAUUUUUAUACAAAGAUUAAAUGAAAAUUCUCAAUGUCAUUGUUAGUUUUUAAGUUGUUGUUUAGCUCAAUAUUGUAGAAAAUUUGUAGUUUUUGUUAGUCCUGCAGAGUCACAAAGUUAUUAUUUAUGAUGUGUGAUUUUCACACACUAAUUUAAUUUUUUUGAAAUUCUUAUGAAAUUCAUCAAGAUUCAAUAGUUGGUUUGGGGAUUUUAAUUGUAUUCAAAGUACAAUACGUCAUUUGAGAUUGAUUUGGGCCUCAAAAAAAUGUUUCUCUUUGAAAAAAUAAAAUUGAUUGCCAAGGCAAUUAUCGAAUCUGAGAUCUUCAUUAUUAAGUCUUGACUGAAAAUUUAAGUCACACUUGGUUAACCCAGAACAUUUUAUUGGGGAGCCACACUUUUUCUUCAUACACUUUUGACAAAUUCUCCAAGGUAGCUUUGUGUCUCUGUGCUCCUAAUAGAAAAGGCCUAAAUCUGUUUUCUGUGUACAACAACCUUAUAUUUCCCAAAUUUCCGUUUGUCAAAUGGUGUGAAAGGUUUGACAUCCACGAUUUUGUGAGAUACAAUUAUGUAAAAAAUUCUUGUCCACCUUUGAUACAAGAUAUUUUUGAAAAACGGGACAGUUCUGUUGAGAUGAUUAGACUUAUUGAUAUUUCUAAUAUAUCAAUUUUCAGCAAGCAUCAAAGUCAAUAUGUUAGGACUCUUAACUGAUCUAAUGAAAACAAUAAAAUGUGGUGAAAGGGUUAUUUGUACAAUUUCAGAGUUGGGUACUUUUUGAUUGCUUUUUGAUACUAUAUCAUGAUUUUACCAAGAUCUCAGAUUCUAUGUUAAUUUUUUACAUUUUUCUGUAGUGCUUAUGGUAUCAGACAAUGGUUUUUAAUUCAAUAAUUUUACAUUUAAUCUUAAGUGUUCUUCAGCAAAUAUUUAUGUAAAAUAGAAUGAAUAAAUGAACAUGGACCAUGA
Molecule: messenger RNA, 5370 nt
Organism: Leptinotarsa decemlineata (Colorado potato beetle)
Lineage: Eukaryota; Metazoa; Arthropoda; Insecta; Coleoptera; Chrysomelidae
Gene: twin
Product: CCR4-NOT transcription complex subunit 6-like twin
Molecular function (GO): protein binding; 3'-5'-RNA exonuclease activity
Source: RefSeq, a predicted model, not a curated record